Helicoverpa zea (corn earworm) is the source of this 2031-nucleotide messenger RNA. RefSeq names its product putative serine protease K12H4.7. NCBI's taxonomy places the organism in Eukaryota, Metazoa, Arthropoda, Insecta, Lepidoptera, Noctuidae. The record is from RefSeq and is a predicted model, not a curated record. The transcript has a single exon. Gene Ontology annotation, biological process: proteolysis. Bases 1 to 1416 code for a protein of 471 amino acids. Gene Ontology annotation, molecular function: serine-type exopeptidase activity; dipeptidyl-peptidase activity.
AUGAUAAUGUACUUUUCAAGAGUGAAAAUACUAAUACUGCUCUAUGUAAUUAACCAAGUCUAUGGUUUCAUACACUUGAGACAUGAAAAUUUACCAUGUUUGUGUGGAGAUUCGCCUACAUUCUGGAUAGAGCAACCCCUCGACCACUUCAACGAAACUGAUCAGCGCACCUUCAAGAUGAAGUAUCAUAAAAUACUUGACUUCUGGAAGCCAGGAGGACCAAUCGUUUUCUACAUGAAUGGAGAAGAUAGACUAGACUGCUCAAGGGCAGCAAUGAUUAACUCAUCAAAUCAGCGACCGGAAUUUCGACCAGUUAUUGACCAAAUAGUUGAAGAUACAGGUGCAGCAUUGUUCAAGCUAGAACAUAGAUAUUAUGGAGAUAGUACACCUAAUAAUGAUCUAAGCACAGAAAAUCUUGCUUACCUUAGUUCUAGACAAGCACUUGCAGAUGCCGCUCAUCUGCUUGUUACAAUUAAAGAAUCUCCGGAUUUUAAGGAUUCCAAAGUGAUCGUCAUCGGUGGAUCAUAUGCUGGAAAUUUAGCGGCUUGGAUGAAACUGCUGUACCCAACGCUAGUUGACGCAGCGCUAGCCAGCAGCGCUCCUGUACUCGCCAAAGCAAAUUUUAAUGAAUAUUACGAACAAGUCACGGAUACUUUCAAAAAAUACAGACCACAUGAUUGUAUCAAUAGGACUAUUGAAAAAUUUAAUACCUUCCGUGAAUUACUAAAAACUCCAGAGGGAAUCAAAAACCUUAAAAAGCAACAAAAUAUUUGUGAAAACACAGAUAUGACAAUUCUAGAAAAUCAGCAAUUGUUCUUUGAGGUGGCGUUGAAUAUUUACGCCAUUGAAGCUCAGUAUGGAAAGCCAGAUGAACCAAGUGCAGCCUGUAAGAUGAAUCUUAGUUUCGCCGACAUUAAACACAAUCGUUUCAACAUGGGGAAAAGUAAUGAUUGCUUUGAUUUUGAUUAUAACGAACAUAUAAAAGCAGUGCACCCUAAGCAUCGUUCCUGGUACUAUCAAACAUGUACAGAAUUUGGGUAUUUCCAGACCGUGGAAUCGAACAAAACAAUGUUUGGUAAUAUUCUGCCAGUUGACUAUUAUUAUAAAAAUUGCAAGGAUUUGUAUGGAGUAGAAUUCGACGAGGAGAGAGUAAAGCAAGGGGUCAUUAAAACGAACAAGAUUUAUGGAGGUCUGACUCCUAAUGUGACGAAUGUGGUGUUUACCAAUGGCGACAUGGACCCAUGGCAUAGGAUCAGCGUCCUGCACGAUCUUUCGCCAGAUGCUCCAAGUAUAUACAUCGAAGGCGCUUCACACUGCGCUGACCAGAGCUACCCAUACAACACAGAAAACAAAAAUAUAACGGCAGCUAGGAUUCAAAUUGUAAAAUUACUGAAGAAAUGGAUAGGCGUAGCAUAAUAAGAAUUAGUUAACGCCUUAAAUCUUUACUUCCAUAAAAGUUAAAUACUUUUACAUGUUUCGAGUCCGAUUGUGCUUAUAAUAUUUCCGAUGGAGAAGAUAAUUUAAAUUAUAAUCUCGCUGCAGUAAAAUAUGUUGGAUUUGUUCCAUGGAAAAAUUUUGCAAAACUGACCAUCACGCAACGGAAAUCAAAGUGAGUUGGCUAGGUGUGGUUCCAGGCAUAUAACCAGAAUUGGGGAAAAUUCUACUACUUUUAUUUAUUUAUGUUGGACGUUGGUGGACGUUGAUAAAUUAGAAUUUGAUUUUCAAAUAUUUAAUAUCCUUCCAAUUUGUGUGGAAUCUUUGAUGAAGCCCUCGUUGGGAAAUUUCCAUUUAAUGCCGGGACACCUUUGGCGAAAUUGUUCACCAAUUCCACGUCAGUUAUAAUUAAACCCAAAAAGUUUAUUCUCAAAAGGUCCGUCAUUUGGGCGACCAGUAAACAAAAUGUACAAGCUUAAACAAAGACGAACACAGAAGUCCUUUUCUAUAUAUUUUCUCGAAACGUAACGGAUAUACUACACACAUUGACGUGUGUACCAGAUAGACACUGACAUCUGACACUUUAUAUAUAUACCA